GCCGAGACACCGCCUUCCUCUCCUCAGAGCUGCCCAACUCUCCGAGUGGGGAGGAGUAUCCAGUUCCCCGCGAGAAAACGGGACCCUGGAGAGUUUAGGGCGCCAUUGACGCGGGCAUCUUCGGCGUCCCUCGUCCUCCGUGUUUUACUACUUCUGCCCGAAACAGAACAGUCGCAAGUGGCCCGAUUCGGCUUCCGAACCUUCGAAACCUUGGAUCUCUCCCGAGGCCCGCGGUGCCCCAAGGUUCUUUUCCGCCCCUUCGAAGGCCACGCCGUCCUGCGAAUCACAAGACCAAAAGCGCAAUCCCGUACCUGGCGCAAAGUUCGGUCACCUGUUCCGGGCGAGGAAGUGUGAGAAGGCGCGUCGAGAGGUGGGCGGGAGGAAAGUUUUGGGAAAGGAAAGCUGAGCGGCUCCUAAAAAAAGUUCGCGGAGAAUAGAUUCUUAAAAAGUUCGCCGGACUCCGGAGAGGAAGAGAUGGCGGCCGAGAAAGAACGAUUGGGGAAUGAUAUUAUGAGCGGCUGGUAGACUUAAGUCGAUUGAAGUUCGGGACGUUUCGGAGGAACCGCCGGUGAAGAGCCAGUUAGGAGAGUAGGAUGUGAUGCGAAGAAAAAAGGUUUGGAAGCGAAUCGCGGAAGAUCUCUUGGCUGAGAUUGUCGGGGGUCGCUGGAAAGGAUAGGUGCGCCACGCCGGGCGUCGCCUGGGACCCCUUGCCUGAACUCCCUCGCGAAGGAGGGGCGCGUUUCGGAGAACUGGCCUUAGUUUGAUGGCCUCUGACUGCAGCAUGAGGACGAACAGCGGAGGCCCCGAGGGCGGGAACGGUGCCAGUUGCUCGCCUUGCAACAUCAGCUACACCCUGCCCAUCAUCUCUUCCAACAAGCUCCCGGACCAGCGCUUCGUCAGCCGCGGGGCCUACGGGACCGUGUCCUCCGCGCGUCACGCGGACUGGAGGAUCCCGGUGGCUGUCAAAUCCUUGCAGGGCAGCCUGUUAGAAAGUGAGAGAGACAGUCUCUUAAAAGAAGCUGAAAUUUUACAUCAGGCAAGGUUCAGUUACAUUCUGCCAAUUUUGGGAAUUUGCAAUGAACCUCAGUUUCUGGGUAUUGUGACAGAAUAUAUGCCUAAUGGAUCACUGAACCAACUUUUAUAUGAGAAAAACAUCUAUCCCGACAUUGCUUGGUCACUCAGGUAUCGCAUUUUGUAUGAAAUUGCUUUGGGAGUAAAUUAUCUUCACAACCUGAGUCCUCCACUCAUGCACCAUGAUUUGAAGACCCAGAAUAUUUUACUUGACAGUGAGUUCCAUGUUAAGAUUGCAGAUUUUGGUUUAUCAAAGUGGCGCAUGGUGUCCAUGUCACUUUCAAAAGGAGAUAAAUCAAUGUCUGAGGGAGGGACCAUCAUUUACAUACCACCUGAAUGUUAUGAUACCAGCAAAAUAUGUUCAAGUGUAAAGCAUGAUAUAUACAGCUAUGCCAUUAUUAUGUGGGAAGUGAUGUCAAGAAAAAAACCAUUCGAAGACGUUAUACAUUACUUGCAAAUUAUGUUUAGCAUGUCACAAGGGAAGCGUCCAGAUGUUGGGGAAGAGACUUUGCCCCUUGAUAUUCCUUACCGAGAAUUGGUGGUGUCUUUAAUGGAAUCUGCUUGGGCACCCAAUCCAGAGGAAAGACCAUCUUUUUCAAGGUGCUUAAUAGAUCUUGAAUCUGUGAUGAGGACCUUUGAAGAGAUACCUAUGCUUGAAGCAGUAAUAGAUUUAAAGAGGGCCAAAGAACACUAUGAGUGGAGUUGUGUUCAUUUGCCUAACAAGAUAUCCAAUGAUGAAUCAAUGUCUUUAAAUAUACCACUGAACACUAGUAUACAACAGAAUUCCUGUUCAUCCCAAGAUGAUCAAUCUUAUCCAUCAAGUGUUCCCAAAAAUAUAUCAAAACCAUGCAACCUCCUUUCAGAUGUUAAGGAUGAACCACACUCGCUGAUCAGUUAUGUCCCACACUCCCAGAUUACUCAGUCUUGCGUAUCUCAACAAAGUUCCUCAUCUAACACAGAUAGUUCUAAUUCAUCAAAUUCCAUUCCAGGCUUGCUACAGAUAUCAGGAGCUAAUCCAGACUUUAUAUUCAGGACUAUGCCGUCACAAGAUUCUGCUGUAGCUCAUACUUGGAUCCAAACUAAAAGAGAGGAUAUUGUCCAUCAGAUGACCGACACUUGCAUUAACCAGUGUUUAGAUGCCCUUGUCUCCAGGGAUUUAAUCAUGAAAGAGGAUUAUGAACUCGUUAACACCAGACCUACAAGAACCUCAAGAGUCAGGCAACUGCUUGAUACUACUGACAGUCAAGGAGAAGAAGUCGCUAGAAUCAUAGUGCAAAAACUGAAAGAUAAUCGACAGAUGGGGCUUCAGCCUUAUCCAGAUAUACCUCCUGCAUCCAGGAGCACUUCUUUGCAUCUGUAAAUGUCAGGACUUGCAAUCUGGAUUCCUAUUUCUGAAGUACCUCUUUAUGUUUCUGCUGCAUGGUUCUAAACUGAAGGUCCUAGUUUGCUUGCUCAGGGAGAGGGCAUCUGGCAAAUGAAAGUAUUACACAAAUGUUCUUACCAUUUUUAAAAAUAACAACACACUUGGUCUUUCCUCACUGAAUAAAUUUGUAUUUUGUGGAAUUAUUAAAAAGAAAAUACAAAUUAUGCAAAGGAUAUAAAAUACAAAAGAAUAGGCAACUCCGUAGGGCUUCCUGUUUUUUUGAAGCAUUCUGUCGAUCAAAUCUGUUUUUAAAUAGGGAAGGAUUACUGGGUUAGUGAAUUAAUAGGAUUGUUCUAAAACACUACCCUUUAUAAAGUAUUCUAUAUGAAUAGGAACCACUUACACAUGAAUUUGCUUGUCUUUGAACAUGUGCUUUGUAGCAAAAUAUGCAUGCUCUAUUUGGCUAUGCCGAAUAUUGACCAGACCUAAUGUAACAAACCCCAGAUGUAUUUUGGAAUGCACUCACUACCGUUUUUCAACUUUGUAAAAUGGGGGGCGGGGUGGGGAAGAGCAGUCUGUAAGUUAUUAUUGAAAGGGACAUGUUCUCUGUUCAUGAUCUUCAAAGAACAUCUCAAGCCCAGAUUUGCCUGGCCCAGGGCAUAAGAACAUUAAUUCCCCCAAAGAGUAGAACCUUGUACAAAUGGAUUGUGCUGGAAUUUAGAAAAGAUCUAUAUGGGCCCCAUUGAUUAUAGCUCAAAUUAUUCAUUAAUACUUUGCUAAGACGGAAAGCAAUUCGGUAUACCUAAACUCGAAAGUAGGUGUGACAAGGUGGCUAUAACAGCCACUUCUGCUUCAAGAAGAAACACUUUAAAGACACUGAGGAAUAGAAGGGAACCAGACAUAAGAUUUUACCUCACAAUGCCUCAGUCAACUCAUAAAACAUUUUGUAUACAUGCUUUAUAGUUGACAACAGAAAGAAGGGAGGGAGUUUCAAA
Molecule: messenger RNA, 3429 nt
Organism: Pseudonaja textilis
Lineage: Eukaryota; Metazoa; Chordata; Lepidosauria; Squamata; Elapidae
Gene: RIPK2
Product: receptor interacting serine/threonine kinase 2
Biological process (GO): positive regulation of canonical NF-kappaB signal transduction; regulation of apoptotic process; innate immune response
Molecular function (GO): JUN kinase kinase kinase activity; ATP binding
Source: RefSeq, a predicted model, not a curated record